Molecule: messenger RNA, 1671 nt
Organism: Prunus armeniaca (apricot)
Lineage: Eukaryota; Viridiplantae; Streptophyta; Magnoliopsida; Rosales; Rosaceae
Source: the annotation of a GenBank genome assembly
AUGGAAGAAGGAUCCCCUGGUGUCUUUCCCAAGCUUUCUCGUGUGACGAAGAGGGUUCGGGCUGCUGCAGAUUGCGAUUCUGAGUACGAUGUGGAGUCGGGUUCCAAUCCAAUUUCGAUGCAGGGGUUGAUGCAAGCAACUAAGAUGGAUCUGAGGCCAGAAUCUGAGCAUAUUUCUAGGCCGACGGCUGAUCUGGUGAAUGAAUCUAAUGGUAAUAUGAUGCCUAAUUUUUUACCUGGUAUUCAUAGCUUUCGUGAUAAAUUGAUGAAUAAAGUUAAUAUGACCAAAAAUGUGGGGAUUGCUAUUAACUGCUUGGAUACUGAUUAUGAGGGUUUGAAUGAUGAGGAUGAUGUGUUCAUUUCUCGUGCUCAGAAAUGGAGUUUGGUGGGAGGGUGGAAGCUUAUUGACUUGGUGAAUGAUUAUUUUGUUGUGAGAUUUGAUCUGGAAGAGGACUUAAAUUUUGUGUUGACUGGAGGGCCUUGGAUGAUUGCGGGGCAAUACUUAACCAUACAACAAUGGCGGCCUGGUUUCUGCCCUUCUACUGCACACAUCACAAGAAUGGCUGCUUGGAUUCGAGUAUCUGCCAUGCAGCUUGAAUGUUUUGAUGUUUGGUCUCUUAAGAGGAUUGGCAACCUUCUUGGUAAAUUGCUGAAAAUUGAUUCGUUGACUACUUCGCAAAAUAGGGGUAAGUUUGCUCGUUUAUGUGUGGAGUUGGAUCUAACUAAACCCCUUGAUGCCUUUGUGCAAAUAAAUCAGAACUGGUACAAUAUUGAGUAUGAGGGAUUACCUGAUAUUUGCUAUCUAUGUGGGUGUUAUGGUCAUAAAAGGGAGAGUUGUACUCUGAAAUCUGUGAAUUUGUCCGAUGAGGCUGGGAAAGCUCAAGGUGCAGGAGUGGGACCUAUGAAUCAUGACUCUGUUGGGGUUACAGAAACUGUGAAGAUGGCUGAGGAUAGCUUGCGAGGCCCUUGGAUGAAUGUGCAACCUAGAAGGCGACCAAAAACUAUUCAUAAGGAUGUUCCUGGGCAGGGUUCUGGUGGAAGGAACAAAGGGUCUCGUUUUGAUGCUCUUAAUGAGAUUGGUGAAGAUUUUGACAUAAGUAGGCCCGAUAAUGUUAACCAAGUUCCGACGAGGGGUGUCCCUAUUUUUAAAUCUGUGGAGGAAGUUGGUCAGAAAGUUUGGACUAAGUCUAAACAUGCUAAAUCGGGUUCUAGGCCUGUUCUAAAUGAUAUCUCCAAUAAGAAUGUGCAAAAAGUCUUUAAUAGUAAGGUAAUGGAUAAGAGUUCGGGCUCUUCUGAUAAGUUUACAAUGGGGGCUUCUCGACAUUCUCGUAAUCAAGUUGUUGGUGGUAGGAAGCCUUCUACUCUUAGUGCUGUCACUGAGCAUUUGGAUAGUUGGGGUGAUGGUCAGCAUAUUCAUCAAGAGAAAGGGGUUUAUAUUUUUGGGCAUCAACCUCCAAAUAUAACAACACAUUCGGAAUUUCAUGAUGAGGAUACUAUUCUUCAUGAGGAUGCUUCAGAGUAUGAUGAUGAUAAUGUUCUUGUGCCUAGAGGGAUUGAUCUGCUGGGGCAAGUUGCGAAGAUGGAUUUGGUUGAAGGCCAAACUAGCACUUCUGGUGGAAAUUUGACUAGUACUACCUUCAACACGGUUGAAGGUAUGGCUUUUGAUGCUUAA